GGGCGCCCGCAGCAUGCGGAGGAUCCGGCGGCUGGUGCAUCUGGUGCUGUUCUGCCCCUUCUCCAAGGGCCUGCAGGGCCGCCUCCCGGGGAUCAAGGUGAAGUACCUGCUGGUGGUGUGGCUGGGCAUCUUCGUGGGCAGCUGGGUGGCCUACAUGCACUACUCGUCCUACUCGGAGCUGUGCCGCGGCCACGUCUGCCGGAUGAUCAUCUGUGACCAGUACAAGAAAGGGAUCAUUUCUGGCUCCACAUGCAAGGACCUGUGUGAGGAGCGCAGCCUCCUGUUCCAGCACUGCCUCUCCUCCUCCCCCAGCCAGCAGCUCCUUCCACCUGCUGCCCCCCUCCCUGUGCUGCAGGUUUACAGAGGGCUCUGGAGGGACAGGGAGGUGAUCAUCAAAUGUGGCAUCGGGGAAGCCCUGAGGGCCGACAGCCGCCCGGACUCUGUGCCCAGGAGGGACGUGGUGCUCUUCGACAAACCCACGCGGGGGACCUCGAUGGACGAGUUCAAGGAAAUGCUCCUCAACUUCCUGAAGUCCAAGCUGGGGGAUCAGCCAUCUCUUCCCGCCUUGGUGAGCCGGAUCAUCACCAUGGCAGACGUGAACCGUGACAGGAAGGUGUCCCUGGCAGAGGCCAAAUCCAUCUGGGCGCUGCUUCAGCUCAACGAGUUCCUCCUCAUGUUCUCCUUGCACGAGAAGGAGCACACGGCCAAGCUGCUGGGGCACUGCGGGGACCUUUAUGUCACCGAGAAGAUCCCCCACACCUCCCUCUAUGGGGUGGACAUCCCCCCUUUCCUGCAGUCCCUGCUGCCUCCCAUCGCCCACCAGCUCAUCCACCAGUGGUUUGCGCCGGCCUGGCCCCGGCGCGCCAAGAUCGCCAUCGGCCUCCUGGAGUUCGUGGAGGAAAUCUUCCACGGGACCUACGGGAACUUCUACAUCUGCGAGAGCAGCCUCAGGAACGUGGGCUACAACGACAAGUACGACUUCAAAAUGGUCAACCUGCGGAAGGUGGCGACGGAGAUGACAAUCAGAGGAUUCCUCAAGGGCCGGCACUGUGAGCAGAACGGGGACUGCACCUACGGGCGGGACUGCACGGCCGCGUGUGACAAGCUCCUGAAGCAGUGCAAGGGUGACAUGGUGCAGCCCAACCUGGCCAAGGUGUGUGGGCUGCUGCAGGACUAUCUGCUCUAUGGAGCUCCCCUGGAGCUGAAGGAAGAGCUGCAGAAGCAGCUCCGAACUUGCAUGACCCUGAGCGGCCUGGCCAGCCAGAUGGAAGUGCACCACUCCCUCGUGCUCAACAACCUCAAGACCUUGCUCUGGAAGAAGAUUUCCAACACCAAAUAUUCCUAACGGGGGAAGCACGGCCCUGGCGUUUCCAAUCUGAGCUUGGAGUGAGGUCCAAGGGCUGAAGGCCUGUUUCUCCAUCCUCUCCCACCCAGGAAAAACAUACCCUGCACAGGGAAUUCAGCAGAGCUGCAGCCCCUUCUCCUUCAUGGAAAACCAAGCAUCAUGACUUCCACCACCCAGCAGGAUCAGGGAUGGGUUGGCAGGAGCGGAGCUGGGACACGGAGCCGAGCUGAGCAGGCUUGGGGGAGGAAGAAGACACGGAAAGGGAUAAGGAAGCAGAGCCCAGCUGGAUGCAUCAAACUGUUCCUUGAUGAGCAGGAAAGCAGAGCAAAGCGAUGGGAAUGAAUCAUUCAUGCUGUACUUGUCACAUCUCCUUUUGAGGAACGGCUCUGAUGUAAAUAAACAGCUUUUACGUGAAUCACACCCGUCCAUCAAUAGCCAAACAGCAGCCUGUUAAGUACCAGCUUGUUUGUGAUCUAAAAAGGAGGAAAAGGUAGAUUUCCCCAUUCAAAAGUCUCUCCUUAAGUGUCUGAGUCACCUGCCAUCAGAUCCAGCUGUCACACAGGAAGCAGAUCAGCUGUCUGGUGCACCGAGGAGAAUGGUGGCGGUUCUUUGGUUCCGUUUUUAAGUGCCUGACCCUGACAGUGAUGCCGUGGCUUGUGAGAGGCUCCCCCAGCUGCUCCUGCCCCCAGUCUGCAAUUGGCAGCACAAGCCAUUCCCUCACGUGUCCGCUCUGGAAGCGGCCGAGGCCAAGGAUGGCUUAAAGGCAAAGGGCUAAACUCGAACCGCUGUGACCCCUUGGUGUGCCCCGGGUGUCACUGCCCACCACACUCAGAGCAGGGAUAAGCCAACCCCUCCGUUUAAUUCUCCAAAAACUAAGCUGGGCUUGCCCUGCAGAGGUUGAAGGUUAAUACCAGAAUAAUCCAGUGCUUCUCUCAUUAUUAAAAUGAAUUUCCGGGCAAAGCUUUUA
Molecule: messenger RNA, 2312 nt
Organism: Parus major (Great Tit)
Lineage: Eukaryota; Metazoa; Chordata; Aves; Passeriformes; Paridae
Gene: DIPK1B
Product: divergent protein kinase domain 1B
Exons: 5
Coding region: 14-1345 (443 amino acids)
Source: RefSeq, a predicted model, not a curated record